AUGGCAUCGCGGAUCUCCUUCACCCAAGUGCGCCUGGAAGCGGAGCUGGAGCGCUGCCGGGCCGAGUGCCAGUGGGACAAGAUGCCGAUGAUCGUCGACCAGAUGAAGGUGGCUCGGAUCCACGAGGACGAUGACUAUGGGUCACUGCUGAUGGCGGAGGCGCUGCUGGAGCAGUACCUGCAGGACAACAUUGACCUAUUACGGAGCUCCACGCCUCUGAUGGAGAAGACCCAGCCCAGACUGAGCCGGGUCAAAGGCCACCUCAACACUAUCCUCAGCCGAGGCCGCCUCACACCCAGGUACCUGAACGAGGCUCUGCUGCUGAUGGCCAAAGUGCACUAUGUGCAGGGUCGCUACCGGGACGCCCAGGGAAUGUGCGCCAGGGUGGGACUGGAGGAGCUGACGCGGGCCGACCGACCGACCUACCACCUCCGCCUGCUGGCCGAGGCCUUUGUCAUUAAAGGUCUGUCUCUGGACCACCAGACAGUUUCUGCCGUGUCCCGUGUCCGUCUGUCCGAGAGGGAGGAGGAGAGCCUGUCCUGCUACCUCAGGGCCUGUGACGCCUCUCUGUCCUACCUGCAGGAGCUCGACAAGACGUCAACAACACCUCACACUAAGACAGCCAAAGCCAGUCUUCUUCCUCCACCUGGGGACGUGAACCUGGGCUACUUCCUGCAGGCUUCCUUGCAGAGCGCUUAUCUUUGUCUGCUGCAGAGGGGUCAUCUGGCGCAGGGUGCUCACCAGCUGCGUAGGGUGCUCAGGGUGGUGGAGUCACGAGGGUCUCAGAGCUUCAGAAAGUCUGCAGCGAGGAAGCUAGCAGAGGUGCUGCUGAGCUCCGUAAGUGAGGACACCUACUGGCCCCCGCUAGGCCCCCCACCCUCAACCUGGCUCCACAGAGAGGGAGCUGCCGCUUCCAAAGACGCCAUCUACCCCACUGUGAAACCACCGCAACGUUACAGCACUGACAGUUGCUUCUGUCCUCAGGACGUGGUCGAGGAGGCUGUUUUGCUGCUGCUCAUCACAGAGUCCAUGGCCAGCGGCGAGGCGGUGAUCAGUCGUCUGCCAGACCAGGCCGAGUCUCGCAAGGCCAGCCUGCAGGGUGCCACCUCUGUCUAUGACCUGCUCACCAUCAGCAUGGCCAGGAGGGGGCAGUACGGCAUGCUCUCUGAGUGUCUGGAGCGAGCCAUGAAGUUUUCAUUCAACGAGUUCCACCUCUGGCAUCAGCUGGGCCUGUCACUCAUGGCGGCCGGGAAGGGCGUUGGUGCUGUAUCUGUAUUUAAGGAGUGUGCCAGGAUGAGACCAGAGGACCCCUCAUUGCCCCUAUUGGCUGCUAAAGUCUGCAUUGGUCAACUGCACUGGUUCGAGGAGGCCGAGGCUCUCUCGCGGAGCGUGGCGUCCAUGGGGGAAGAAGCCGGAGAACUUCUACCUAGGGCCUACCUGUCCCUGGGACUCUGCUGCAGUUUACAGGCCUCUGACGCCACUCUAAGAGUUGAUCGCGAUGAAUUCAACAAAAAAGCACUGCAAGCGUUGAGCAAGGCUCAUUCAUUAGACCCCCUGGACGCUCAGAUUGCCAUGUACCUGGCUCUGCAGUUGGCACUUGUACGCCAGGUGUCGGCAGCCAUAGAGUCCCUGCAGGCAGCGUUAUCUCUCCUUGGGGACGACUUGCACUCCCUCCACCUGCUCACUCUGCUGCUGAGCGCCCAGAAACACCACCGUCACGCCCUGGACACCCUGGGCCUGGCCCUGAGCCAGCACCCCGGCAACUUCAAUCUGCUGUUCACAAAGGUUAAGCUCGAAGAGGCCGUUUUCGGCCCGACCGCAGCCCUGCGGACCUGUGAGGAGAUGCUGCAACAGUGGCUGAGCCGCUAUGAUGUCAGCCGCUCCAGUGAGACCGAUGACAGCAGCAGCAUACCGAUGGCCGAGCGGGCGGAGGUCAGUCCUGGACACAGGAAACUCUCCAUCCACCUCACCCUGCCCGACUUCCAAGACACCUCCACUGGUUCGCUGAGCCCUUCGUCAGUUGCAGUGUCUCGUCUGGAAGCGGCGCUCUCUGAGGUGUCGGACCUCAGCUCCGGGCGUCGUCAAGGACCCACUUACAUCUGGACCACACUCGAAUGCAUUUGGCUGCAGGCUGGGGAGUUGUUCAUGGCGGACGGCCGGCUAAAGGAGGCCCAGUUCUGCAUAGCCGAGGCCAUCGCGCUCUCCCCCAACUCGUACUCGGUGCUGCUGCAACGGGGCCGCCUGGCCGAGCUCCGUGGCCAACUGGACGACGCCAAGGGCCUGUAUGACGAGGCCCUGGCCAUCCACCCCACAGGAGAGCGCACGCUGGUGCACAUGGGCCUUCUGCUGGUGAAAACCGAGCGCACCCACCUCGGGGAGAAGGUCCUGCGUGAUGCGGUUCAGGUCCACAGCACCUCUCACGAGGCGUGGAGUGGCCUUGGAGAGGCCCUGCAGUCACGGGGCUCAAGCCAGGCCUCCGACUGCUUCCUGACAGCCCUGGAACUGGAGGCCUCCUGCCCCAUCCGGCCCUUCACCAUCAUCCCCAGAGAACUUUGAGGGGGCCUCUGCAAUUUUGAGUGGGCCUCUGCAAUUUACUUUUGGAAGGAGGCCUGUUUCACUUUCUUGCCAAGAGCUUGAUAACAAGAUUGAUGUAUGUCUAUUGAAAAUGAAGACAGAGCCAGGAGAUGGUUAGCUUAGCACAAAUUAAACCAACAACAAAGUGAUAAGUAAACUUAAUUAGGUUUCACUAGUCAGAUAUUUUGUCACCCUUGGACCAGAGCCAGGCUAGCUGUUUCUCCCUGUUUCCAUUCUAUAUGCUAGGCUAAGCUAGCUAACGACAGGGUGUAGCUUUAUAUCUAACUAGCAGAUAUGAACGUGGUAUCAAUUAAGCGUCCAGCAAGAAUGCUAAAGUAUUCCCUUAAAUCGUCUCAAUGACAUCCGUUUUUUCAACCUAUCAAAUAUGAAGCCAAUCGCCCCCAACAUAUGAGUACCGCUACGUCCUUUAUAAGUUGUCAGCUGAAAACAAAUGCUGAUUUUUGUCUUACAAAAACAAUGACGUUAAUAUAGGAUAUCAAUGUCGUUCAUGUAGAAAAACGGCAUUCUGAUUUUGUUCUGCAACGGAGCAGAGCAGUAAUAAUAAUGUUAUAAUGUACGCUCUGUGACAGUGUACAUCUCUUAUGGAGUUAUGGAUUCGGAAGUCAUAGCUCUUUUGCAAUUAGUGACAAAUGAGUAACAUUUCUUUUAAUAAUCUGACUCGAUGGGUGUUAAUUUAAUGGUCCAUAAACAGCAAAGGUGUGCCGGUUACAUCUUUAGAUAGAAUGUAUUGUUGUUGUGUUAUGUGUGGAGAUGUCGAUCCAUACAUUAUGUACAGGCUGUCAGCAAAACUCCACUUCAUCUUUAUCUGAGCGUUUUGAUGUAUUUUUAAUGAUCACGUUAAUUGACGCAGCUUUGAUGUACACAGAAACACCCACCAUCCUCAAAUGAGAGAUCAUCCAUUUCCGAGCAGGGACAAUCACGUAUCAUUCCUUAUGUCGUUAUUAUGUGUGUGUUUCCAUGCAGUGUGUCUUCGUGCAUGCAGGUUUGUUUUCAAACCGCCCCUCUGGGGUGUUAUCAGUCACUGUUCUGUUUGUUCUAUCUGUCUGUACGGUACAGUAGGCCACGCAUAACGCGUGUGCUGUUUUUUGUUGUUGUUGUUCUUUUUCUUUUUACUCAUCUGCUCUUGAUGCUCUCCAUUAUAAACAACAACGGCUUUUAAAAAUCA
This is a messenger RNA of Cyclopterus lumpus (lumpfish), 3760 nucleotides long. It is a transcript of the gene ttc7a, whose product is annotated as tetratricopeptide repeat domain 7A. Gene Ontology annotation, cellular component: plasma membrane. The transcript has 20 exons. Lineage: Eukaryota; Metazoa; Chordata; Actinopteri; Perciformes; Cyclopteridae. Bases 1 to 2556 code for a protein of 851 amino acids. The record is from RefSeq and is a predicted model, not a curated record. Gene Ontology annotation, molecular function: protein binding. Gene Ontology annotation, biological process: protein localization to plasma membrane; phosphatidylinositol phosphate biosynthetic process.